Molecule: messenger RNA, 1734 nt
Organism: Nicotiana tabacum (common tobacco)
Lineage: Eukaryota; Viridiplantae; Streptophyta; Magnoliopsida; Solanales; Solanaceae
Source: RefSeq, a predicted model, not a curated record
UUACAGGUUGGUGACUUUGCAGUUGAUAAUAGAGCUGGCAUUAGCAGAACUUUACACCGAAUUAGUGCUAUUAGAAACCGGAAAGGUGCAAUUAUUGGUUUAACUUGUCGAGUUGGCCGUGCAUUAUCUGGAAGUGCCAACUCGUUGCGAGAUCUAGUUAAAGAUGGUGCUUCUCUGCUGCUCAUUGGUCCACCUGGAGUUGGAAAAACAACUAUUAUCAGGGACAUAGCCAGGAUGCUUGCAAAUGAUUAUGGGAAGCGCGUAAUGAUUGUUGACACCUCUAAUGAAAUUGGUGGGGAUGGUGAUAUACCUCAUGCAGGAAUAGGUAAUGCUCGCCGGAUGCAAGUUCCACACUCUGACGUGCAACACGAGGUGCUGAUAGAAGCAGUGGAAAAUCAUAUGCCACAAGUGAUUGUAAUCGAUGAGAUUGGUACUAAACUUGAGGCAAUGGCUGCCAGCACCAUUGCACAACGAGGAAUUCAGUUAGUUGCAACUGCUCAUGGUGUAACAAUAGAUAAUUUAGUGAUGAAUCCUGCUUUGGAGAUGCUGGUUGGAGGAGUACAGAGUGUAACACUUGGCGAUGAAGAGGCAAGCAGGAGAGGCGUUCAGAAAAGUGUGCUGGAGAGGAAGGGUCCAUCAGCUUUUAGCUGUGGGGUUGAGAUAAUCUCCAAGGCAGAACUGAGAGUUCACCCUGAUUUAGAAGCAACAGUAGAUGCAAUUCUUGCAGGCCGUUACCCAAGAUAUGAAACACGCAAGAUAAAUCCAGGAUCACAAGAUGAAACAAGGAAAAGUUCAUCCACCCAAGCACCAUUUGAUGAGAGAAAUGAAGUUUUGGUUGAAGAUAUUAUCCAGAUGAAUGGAGGUGUACCUGGUUCUACUGAGCUCAUCUCAGAAACAGAUUCAAGCAUGGAAGGAGGGUCCGGUGAAAGUGAGAAUGCCCUUUGCAUUUUUCUAUAUGGGAUCUCAGAGGCAAGUGUGAUACAAGGGAUAAAACAGUUAAACAUCGAUGACGCCAUUGAGUUUACUGAUAAUAUCAGCGAAGCGGAUGUGUUACUUGCUCUGCAGUCCAAGCUUAAGAAAAACUCUCGGAUUCAAGCAGCUGCAAAAUCUCACGGCAUUCCUAUUUAUAUGACAAAGACAAGCUCCUCAACGCAGUUAACAAAGGCCAUACAGGCAUUAAUAGUUGAUUUUGCUGAUGGCUUUGAGUUUCUCGAAUCUGAAGCUAAGACGAAUGACUCUGAAAAGAUUGAUGCAUUGGAGGAGGCUAGAAUAGCCAUGGAGCGUGUAGUAAUUCCAAAAGGGGAACAAGUUGAGCUACUCCCUAGGCCAUCAAAUAUUAUAUUGCUUCAGAAGGAUCUUAUUAGGAAGUACAAGCUAAAAUCAGAGCGAAUUGGAGCAGGGACGGAUGUAAGGCUUCGAAUUCUCCCUUUCUCCGGUGCAUCUGACGAAGACAGUCGGGAUAGUGAAGGAGUUGAUGAUGAGAGCGAAGUUGAUGAAUUAUUGAGGCCGAAUGCUGAAUCAAAUGGAUCUGCCUAUACGUUGGACAGAUUACCUCUACUACCUGAAUAGAAAAUAGAUUGUUUUGUUUUAAAGCAGUUUGUCUCUAGCAGAGCAGAAAUGUCUUACUAUCCAGCACACCUUACAUAGUGCAUCCCUCAACAUCUAUUGAGCAUAUUCUGAAUCUAUUGGGUAUAAAUACAAAUGGUUACCUACAUAUUUGGGUUUGGAUUCUGA